AUAAUAAUAAUGUCUUGUGACUGACAGAUCGAGCACAGCCGGAUCUACGGGCCUCUGUGGAAGUCGACGUACGGCCCUCUGGUCGUGGUGAACGUGGCCAGCGCCGAGCUCAUCGAGCAGGUUCUGAGGCAGGAGGGGAGGUUCCCGGUCCGGUCCGACAUGCCCCACUGGAGGAGCUACAGAGAGCUGCGGAACCAGGCCCAGGGGCCGCUGACCGAGAUGGGGGUGAAGUGGCAGCGGAUCCGCAGCAUCCUCAAUCCUCGGAUGUUGAAGCCCAAACACGUGUCGUCGUACACCAACACGGUCAACGAGGUGGUGAGCGACUUCGUCCUCCGAGUGAGCCGGCUGAGGGAGACCAGCGGCGGCGUGAUGGUCAACGACCUCACGGCAGAGCUCUACAAGUUCGCUUUCGAAGGUCAGCCGAGAACAAACAAACCAAAUGGUCCUGAUUAGAACGAGUAGAAGAAGAAUGUCCUGAUUAGAACGAGUAGAAGAAGAAUGUCUUUUGAAUGUUUAGUUCAAAAUGUGUUUUUAUUUCUGGUAAUCUUCA
Molecule: messenger RNA, 550 nt
Organism: Anarrhichthys ocellatus (wolf-eel)
Lineage: Eukaryota; Metazoa; Chordata; Actinopteri; Perciformes; Anarhichadidae
Product: 25-hydroxyvitamin D-1 alpha hydroxylase, mitochondrial-like
Exons: 2
Coding region: 160-453 (97 amino acids)
Biological process (GO): cellular response to peptide hormone stimulus; glucocorticoid biosynthetic process; cortisol metabolic process
Cellular component (GO): mitochondrial inner membrane
Molecular function (GO): heme binding; iron ion binding; monooxygenase activity
Source: RefSeq, a predicted model, not a curated record